Callorhinchus milii (elephant shark) is the source of this 1583-nucleotide messenger RNA. RefSeq names its product small nuclear ribonucleoprotein 48 (U11/U12) (gene snrnp48). NCBI's taxonomy places the organism in Eukaryota, Metazoa, Chordata, Chondrichthyes, Chimaeriformes, Callorhinchidae. The record is from RefSeq and is a predicted model, not a curated record. Bases 64 to 1182 code for a protein of 372 amino acids. Gene Ontology annotation, cellular component: U12-type spliceosomal complex; nucleoplasm; cytosol. The transcript has 9 exons.
UGUGGGGCCGGGGGGUGUGAGUGUAACCCGAGGCCGGGGCUGUGCGGUUUGUGCCCGGGACAGAUGGCGGCGAUGGAAGCCAACAUAGAAUAUUCCAGACAGUUGCAGAGCCGCUGGGAGCGGGUUACGGAGUUGGCGGAGUUCACCGAGCGCUGCGCGGCCUCGGUCCAGGAUCUCCUCACUCGGCUGGGCUGGAGCCUGGGCCUGGGCCUGGACCUGGACCCCAGCAACCCCGAGCCGCCGGCCGGGGGCCCGCUUGAGCCAAUGGCUAUUUGCCCACUUGAUGCAGGUCAUAGAGUUCCUAAAUCAUCUCUAGAAAAACACGUUACGUCCUGCAGACUAAGAAAACUGGGAUAUUCCAAAGAAGAGGAGGAUAAAAUGUACGAUUCCUCAUUUUUCUACGAGAAAUUUCUGCUGCCCACUCUGAAAGUUGAUAAAGAACUACAGGCUCAGAUAAUUCAGAAGGCUAGAAAUGAUGCUCCAGUUGGAAAAGAGGAAAGGCUGUUCUGCCAAAGUGAUUAUUCAUCAGCACCUUGUGAGGUUCCUCAGAAUCAUAAGCGUUUCGUCUGUGACCUAACUCCAGCGGAUCGUCUCGCUAUCUAUGAAUAUGUUGUGCAAGAAACCAAUCAGCAGAAAACUCGAGCUUGCUCUGUUGAAAAUGACAGUGAUUUGUACGUGGACCUAGCUGCAAAACUCAGUCGAGAUGAAGAACAGAAGGAGCCUAAGUCUCACCUGGAAAUUCUUGCUGAAAUGAGAGAUUACAAACGUCGUCGCCAAUCUUACAGAGCCAAAAAUGUUCAUAUAACAAAGAAAUCGUACACAGAGAUUAUUAGGGAUGUUAUUAAUGUACAUAUGGACGAACUCUCCAAAUACUGGAAAAACCAGAAUGAAUCUGAUCACUCUGAAGAACAUGAAGAACCCAGCCCUUCCAUAUCAUCAAAAACUUCAACUUCUCGACGAAAAAGAUCUGACGAUCGAAGGUCGCCGUCAGUGGAAUCUCGACUGUCUACUGGGAGCAGUAAAGCUGUAGAUCGUGUCACCCGCAGAAAAAAUCGAAGCAGAAGUCCACAUGAUCAGAGAAAUCCAGAACGGGGGAGAGAAAGAGAUGGACGAAAAAAACGAGAGAGGAAGCAUCACUCUCGAGAUGAAGAUCGGAAUCACAGUCAUAAACGACGGAAAUGAAGUACAAUGGAAUGGAUAACUGAAGUAAAAGUUAUGGAAAAAAGUGUUUUGCAUAUAAUGUGAUGACUGUCUCAAACAAGUAUUCUUUAAAUUUGUAGUAUUUAAACCUGGCUAUUAACUUGUCAAGCAUCAACUGGAAUACAUGGCACAAUUCUAAGGCAGUAAUCUUAUCUUGGGCUUCAAAUAAUGUAUACAAUCUGCCUGUAUCAUUCUUAUUCUCUGUUGCCUCUAUCAUAUGCUUUACAAUAACUAACGCACCAACAGUCUCUGUCUGAGCCUCGGAAUCCUCAGUCUUAGCACUGACUUGAGCAUUACUGCAGAGUAGACUGGAUGUUCCUCUGACACUUGCAAUUACGGAGUCCUGCAGCUCAGUGGUUAGAGCACUCGCUUUGCAAGCGAGA